Messenger RNA from Cynara cardunculus var. scolymus (artichoke), 754 nucleotides. RefSeq names its product WAS/WASL-interacting protein family member 3. The transcript has 4 exons. Bases 103 to 447 code for a protein of 114 amino acids. The record is from RefSeq and is a predicted model, not a curated record. Lineage: Eukaryota; Viridiplantae; Streptophyta; Magnoliopsida; Asterales; Asteraceae.
GGAGUCCUGCCCGGCGGAGGCCGGAUAAAGGCCAGAACAAAAGGUCAAUUUCACCGGAGACACAGAGGAGUCAUCGGCGACCGAUUGUUGUUGGUAAACCAAAUGAGUGAGUUACAGAAGGAACCUUCUCCUCCUCCUCAUCCUGCCGAUACUCUUCCUCCGCCGCCGCCGCCUGCAUCAACAAAAUCUCCUACUAGCCUUCCGUCUGCACCGCCGAACCAGCCUCCUCUCCAUCGUUUCGAUCCCAGCCGUAUGAUUGGUAUCAUCAAAAGGAAAGCCUUAAUAAAAGACUUGGCGGCCGUAUACCAUGCUGAAUGCCUUGCAUACUGCCAAGAGCUUUUAGAACUCCAAAAAAAAUGUGAAGAGCCCUAUGCAGAUGUAAAAGUUGCAGCAGACUCGAGGAAAGAAACAAUGAGGCCCCCCAAACGACUCAAAAAACAACACUAGGUGGCUGAUCCUGUUAGGAAUUCAUAUCGCGUGUUACAGCAACCCUGCUUAUGGAUUUGCAGUCAGUUUGAUCAUCUGUAUAUACAAACAACUUCAAUUCAGGUGUGCUUUGUCUGUUCUAUGGUUUAUCCAUCUUAGAUUUCAUGUCCUAAUGAAGUGCCCAAACUUGGAUACAUAUUCUUUAGUAACAAACUCACCCUUUUGAGCACAUCAAGACCUAAAUAUCACUGAAAUUCUAACAUAUUUCAUGUUAAAUCUUUCUUUUUUCAACACUCUCUUUGCAUAUGCAAAUUGCAACAUUUGGCUA